Molecule: messenger RNA, 1718 nt
Organism: Electrophorus electricus (electric eel)
Lineage: Eukaryota; Metazoa; Chordata; Actinopteri; Gymnotiformes; Gymnotidae
Source: RefSeq, a predicted model, not a curated record
GCUAAGCUACCUGAGAUCUACAUGGCUUGCCAGUCCAUGCUAAUUGUGCUGGUGGGCGCCGUUCCAGAGUACCACACAGAGCCCGUCACGGACAGCAGCGGAGGUGAUGUAACGCAGUCCGUCACUUUUACGGAUGACGUGAGCUCCAUCGUGACGGAGUGGUAUCUGGUGAACCAGCAGGCCUACAAAGUUAGUCUGGCGGGAUCUCUGUUCUUCACCGGUGUGCUCGUCGGGAACGUGCUCUUUGGGCCGCUCUCCGACAGGAUCGGGAGAAAACCCGUGUUCCUCACAGGCAUGUUUUUCGAGCUCCUCUUUGCCUACAGCAGCGCCCUGGCGCCCAGCUACGAGCUCUUUGCCCUGUCCCGCUUGUUGAUGGGCAUGAUGAAUGGGGGCAUGGCUCUGGUCUGCUUCAUCCUCUCUCAGGAGUAUGUGGGGAAGUCCUACUGGGCCCUGACAGGAACGCUGACUAACAUGACAUUUGCCGUGGGCAUUGCGUUGUUCGCUCUGCUUGGUUACAUUAGGCAGUGGCGUAACCUAGCAACGGCAGUCAACUGUCCCGGCGUGCUGCUCUUCCUGUUCUGCAUCGUCCUGCCCGAGUCGCCACGCUGGCUAUACUCCAGGGGGCGCUCUUCGCAGGCCGAGCGUGUGCUGCAGGCUUUCGCGGUGCGGAAUGGCAAGGGCCGGGUCACGCUGAAGUUGCGUCGCGUGCUCAGCCCGGCUGGCCCUGACGCGUCCGGCCCGGGGCUCUUCCGGCUGGCCACUCACCCUGUGCUCCGCUGCAGGACUCUGGUCCUCAUGUUCGUCUGGUGCGGGAGACGGAGAUCUUUGUCUGCGUUUCUCAUCCUCGCAGGUCUCUUCUGUCUCUUCUCCAUGGCUGUUCCUGUUCACUCUGGUGGUGGUGUUUCCCUACAAGCUCAGGUCUUCUACCAGAGGCCUGGGAGCUUGAGAGUCCUGCGUAGUAUCUUAGCUGUUCCCAGGACUGCACUCUUCUGGACAGACAUCUAGGAUGUUGUUCCUGGCAUUUGCUGGAGCCAUUGGGGGUCAUUUGGGAUGAAACCCUCCGUACAUUGUGAGACAUUUCCUUGUUUUGAUGUCAAUGGCUUCUAUCUCCUCCUUUGGCUGCCUUUUUAUUCCAACGGGGUAUCUGAUAAAUGGCAGAGCCUAGGUGUUGAUAGCCUGGAUCUUGGUUCUCCCAUUCAGCUGACUUCUUGGGACUUGCCUAACUCUUUGUAGGUCCCCCAACAUCUGACACAGAACUUGCUGACCCAGACAACAUCCAAGCCGCUGUGAAUCUCUUGAUUAGGCACAACAACAUGCAACUAGAAGGCUUAGAACUACACACAGUGAGACUGCAUAAUAUGCAGACAGAAAAGCGGAUCUUAAAUACACAAGGAGGGGUCAGUAGACUGAGAAUAGGCACAAUCAAUAAGCAGGGUAGUUAUAUCUAGUUGGCAGAGGUUGGCUGGAGGAUCAUAGGAGUUGGAGUCCAUGACAGAAGCAGUACGGGAAAUGGAAGAAUCAGGUGAGACAUAUUUUUUUAUACUUUGCUGCACAGGCAAGUGCAAUCAGCAGAGGAAAAAUGUCAAAAUACAGUGGCAGAGAGCCAUCAAGCAAGGGAAAAAGGAACUGCAUGCACCUGAUCACAUAACCAUUGGGGUUACUAUCUGGUUCUUCAGUGCAUGACAGUUUAUUCUUGAGAGGAAUGUCAACUGUAGGUA